This is a messenger RNA of Leishmania mexicana MHOM/GT/2001/U1103, 1092 nucleotides long. RefSeq lists its product as hypothetical. The transcript has a single exon. The record is from RefSeq and is a predicted model, not a curated record. The coding region runs from base 1 to 1092 and encodes 363 amino acids. NCBI's taxonomy places the organism in Eukaryota, Euglenozoa, Kinetoplastea, Trypanosomatida, Trypanosomatidae.
AUGUACAAUCCGGCGCUACCCAACCACUACCGCGACGUCGUCUUUACGUCGUAUGUCCGCCGGCGCCAACGCGAGGAGGCGGCGGCCGCACAGAAGCAGCGGCAGCCGAACGCGCUCGCCUCGGCGCUGUCUGCGUCGUCGCACGUCGCACCGCCCAUGGCAUCUGCGAGCGCGCCACUGCUGGGCCUUUCGGCAGAGGAACUUCACCAGCACCGUAUCAAGGAGAGUGCUGCCCUCGGCAUCCAGCGGGCGGUGAUGAUGGAGAAGGAGGCCCUCGAGGUGGAGCACAAGAAGCGCAAGCUCGAGGGAAGCGAUGCCCGAUCUCGCAUCAGCAGUCGCCUCGACAAACUCAAAGCGUUGGCGGCGAAGUCAAAGGCGGUGACAGGUGUGUCGGUCUCCGCUGACGCUGGUGACGCUGUGUUGCAACCAGACGGCCCGACAUCGCCAACGUCGUCUCAAAAAACAUCGUCGUCGUCGUUCGCCGCCGAAGCAGCACCGUCUGCUCCGCUCAUGUUCCAGCGCUCCUCCCUUGCGGCGGGUGGGUAUGUCAUGGCCGCGGCCGACCCAUCCCUCCCAGGCAUGCUGCUGCGCACCAGCACACGGUCUGCUGUCCAAGGAAAGCCGAGCUCUACGCUUCUCCUGCGCUUCCUUCAUGAUAGCCCCGUGCUGGGGUGGAGUGAAGCCGCCAUCGCAGAGGCGUCUACCUUGUCCUCGGCGGAGUCGUCCCUGUGCGCACCGGUGCUGACGCAGGUGCAACAGCUAUGCCGCCGGUUCGGAUUUGUGCGUAGCAUGGCCGCACGUGUGUAUGCCGAGGAUGUCGUCACCGCAGCCCUCGCACGCUCACGUUCACAGACCAGCGUGGAGACCCAAGUGCCGUCUGCCGAGGAGGUCCGGCGGGAGCAGUUGCGCGUGUGGGUGCGCUUCGACAGCGUCACGGAGGCCUUCAAGGCGGCGGAGAGUCUCGCGAAGGAGGUGUCGCCUGCCACACCGGCUGGUCGACCUGUGUUCGCGGUGGCUUUCUACCCGACUGGCCUCUACGACUCGGACGCGCUGGAGCUGCGUGAGGAGGACCUGCUGGCCCCCGCUGCGUGA